Messenger RNA from Linum tenue, 1498 nucleotides. The record is from the annotation of a GenBank genome assembly. Lineage: Eukaryota; Viridiplantae; Streptophyta; Magnoliopsida; Malpighiales; Linaceae.
CAAUUUUCCAUCUCUCCGCCCCCCUAAUCAAACAAACGAUCUGUCUCUCUCUCUAUCUCUCUGAUCCAACGCCGAUCGCCGGGGAGGAAAUCAUGCAGUACAAGAAUCUGGGCCGAUCGGGGCUGAAGGUCAGCCAGCUCUCGUUCGGCGCGUGGGUCACCUUCGGCAACCAGCUCGAUGUCAAGGAGGCGAAGUCGCUCCUCCAGUGCUGCAGGGACAGCGGGGUUAACUUCUUCGACAACGCCGAGGUCUACGCCAAUGGCCGGGCCGAGGAGAUCAUGGGUCAGGCGAUCCGCGAGCUGGGUUGGAAGCGCUCCGAUAUCGUCGUCUCCACCAAGAUCUUUUGGGGCGGUCAGGGUCCUAAUGACAAGGGGCUCUCCCGGAAGCAUAUUGUGGAGGGAACCAAGGCUUCGCUGAAGCGGCUCGAUAUGGAUUACGUCGAUGUCAUUUACUGUCACAGGCCAGACAUAUCAACACCGAUUGAGGAAACUGUGAGGGCGAUGAAUUACGUCAUUGACAAGGGCUGGGCUUUCUACUGGGGCACCAGCGAGUGGUCAGCACAGCAGAUCACUGAGGCCUGGGGGAUUGCUGAGAGGCUGGAUUUGGUUGGACCCAUUGUGGAACAGCCAGAGUAUAAUAUGCUAUCGAGGCACAAGGUUGAGUCGGAGUACCUCCCGCUGUACACCAACUAUGGCGUGGGUCUUACCACAUGGAGUCCACUUGCUUCCGGAGUACUUACUGGCAAAUACAGCAAAGGAAAUAUACCUCCGGACAGCCGUUUCGCUUUGGAGAAUUACAAAAACCUUGCCAGCCGAUCCCUGGUUGAUGAUGUGCUGAAGAAGGUCAAUGGGCUUAAGCCAAUUGCUGAUGAACUAGGUGUGCCUAUGGCUCAACUUGCGAUAGCGUGGUGUGCUAACAAUCCAAAUGUUUCAUCAGUAAUUACUGGUGCCACAAAAGAGUCCCAGAUUCAAGAGAACAUGAAGGCCAUCGAUGUCAUCCCACUACUGACACCCGCUGUGAUGGAGAAGAUUGAAGCUAUCCUUCAAACCAAGCCCAAACGUCCGGAUUCAUACCGGUAAAUGAAAGGGUUCAUAUGCAUGGUCUCUCCCCAUUUCCUUGGCAGGGACAUGUCUGGUGAAGUUUCGUGUGUCGUCAUUGAUCUUGUCUGCAGUAGCUAGAUGGCAUUGUGCUUGUGGUGCCGUAGCUAUUUCUACAUUCAGUAGUUUCACUUUCCCCAUGGUCUGAAAACUCUCAGGAAAGGGAUUCGAGCUUUAGCUGUUUAUCAUGAACUUGUCAAUUGGAUGGAUUUCCAGUGGAUUUUUAUGUAUUCUAAGAUUGUGGACUUCCUGUGUGUGGCUUUCGUUAGUAACUCUACUAUAUUUAUUCCAUUUGCUGUGUGAUAGCCAGUGCGGUGGAGAUAAAACAUACAGGCACAGAGUUCAAGCGCAUUUUGCUCUUACUAAAUGAGGAAUUCGGUUACAACAGGUUCCUAGAGAAC